AUGGCCAAUGCCACGUCGAAUUUCAAUUAUGGUUCUUUCCGGGGGGAUUCUGGGCAGAAUUCAGCCAUCAACCCUGCUACUGCCUCUGGUCAGAGAGAACCGAUAAGGUCAUACGUCCACCAUUCGUACCAUGGAGCUUUAGCACCUGUCGAUAGCACACAGCAUGCUCGAAAUGUCAGAGAAGAUACGGCAGAGCUAGCUUCCUACGCCCUCUCAGACAAAACAUCCGUACGGAGUACUUCGCCGCCAGCUCGCCAACGUCCUACCCAACUUGAAUCCUACUUCAAUCAAGGGUCCGAAAGUGAGACAACGUCGAAUCGAGAUGCUGAAGACAUCCGCACCGAAGUCAUACAGGAGGUAUCAGAGCCAGUCACGCCAGAGAGUGGGCCAUCUCCUGGUACUUCAAUCCUGUCAGACAUGCUGAGGCACGAACCUCCGAAUAGACCAUCACCAAGCGAAGACGACGGCCGUCGUGACAGGAACUCGCAUCACACGGACGACGAUGUGGAGCAGGAACGUCUGAUCAUAACGCCAAACGGUGUUAGAGUAGACGCUACAGAGCGAACACCUUUAAUAUCGAAGGAUUCAGCUUUUGAGAGUCAUCAUCCUGACUGGAUCGGAGGGCAUCAUGACAUUGAAGGUCAAGAUAUCAGGAGGGAACCUUCGUGGUUAAAGUUCCGCAAGAUUAUCUUAUGGCCGCAGGAAAAAGGGGUCGACUUUGCUCGGACGGUUUUGAAUCCGAAAAGAUGGAAUCGGCAAGCUAUCUGGCGGGAUGCCGUUGUGGCCCCUGUUUCUUGUCUUCCUGCAGUUAUCCUCGGUCUUUUGCUCAAUAUUUUGGAUGCUCUGUCAUAUGGUAUGAUAUUGUUUCCUCUUGGACAACCAAUAUUUGAAAAGCUUGGCCCAGCCGGUAUCUCGAUGUUUUAUGUUAGCACUAUCGUCGCCCAAUUAGUGUAUUCUUGCGGGGGUAGUAUCUUUAAAGGGGGAAUUGGUUCAGAAAUGAUUGAAGUUGUCCCUUUCUUUCACAAGAUGGCAUUCAUGAUAAUGGCUAAAGUGGGAGAGGAUAAUCCACAAGCUGUCAUUGCUACAACGAUUACCUCUUACGCUAUUAGCUCUGUUCUCACUGGUUUCAUUUUCUUCUUAAUGGGGUCUUGUGGCUUUGGGUAUAUCGUCGGUUUCAUCCCCAGACAUAUACUCAUUGGUUGUAUUGGGGGAGUCGGCUGGUUCUUAAUCGCCACAGGCUUUGAAGUAACCGCCCGACUAGAUGGCAACUUGAAUUACGAUGUGGCUACACUGCAAAAAUUGCUUGAGCCGAAUACCUUGAUCUUAUGGGUUAUUCCAUUGGUUCUUGCUGUCUUCCUUUACUGGUCCCAAUCGAAGAUCACCUCGAAGUAUUAUCUCCCAGCAUAUAUCUUGACAAUCCCGGCGGUCUUCUACUUCUUCGUGCUCUCGCUCGAUGAAUUAGACACGGAAAACCUGCGGAAGACUGGAUGGGUUUUCAAGGGCCCAGAGGUUGGUGAGCCAUGGUGGUAUUUCUAUACCUUAUACGAUUUUAAACUCGUACACUGGGGCGCCGUAGCGGAAACCAUCCCGGCCAUGUUUGCAUUGACCUUCUUUGGUGUACUGCAUGUCCCUAUCAAUGUCCCUGCACUUGCUUUCAGUAUGAAGGAAGACAACUUGGAUUUGGACAGAGAGCUUAUUGCUCACGGCAUUUCCAAUGCCCUGUCAGGGUUUGCGGGCAGCAUCCAGAAUUACCUAGUGUACUCCAACAGUGUCCUCUUUCUGAAGGCGGGUGGCGGUAGCCGGCUGGCUGGAAUUAUGCUUGCCCUACUCACUAUGGGGGUUUUGUUUCUGGGUCCCGCCGUCAUAGGAUUUAUUCCAGUCAUGAUGGUUGGAACCUUGAUUUUUCUGCUUGGGUUCGAAUUAUGUCUAGAGGCUAUUUGGGAUACGAGGAAAAAGCUCAAGGCCCUUGAGUAUCUGACUGUGGUCGCAAUCGUGCUCGUCAUGGGCACUUAUGAUUUCGUGGUCGGGAUCUUCGUAGGCAUUGGCCUGGCGUUUGUAUCACUCGUGGUCCAGACGUCGCGAAUCUCAGCAGUGCGCGCUUCCUAUUCUGGCGAAGUCGCUGGCUCGACAGUUCGGAGAAAUCCCAUCCAGUAUCGCUAUCUUCGGAACGUUGGGACACAGAUCCACGUCACGAAGCUAGCCGGCUAUCUCUUCUUCGGCACGAUAGUGAGCGUGGAAACGCGUAUCCGUGCUCUGAUUGAGGAUAAAGCUUUCAAUGAGCGGCCUAUUCGCUUCUUGAUCUUUGACCUCUGGCACGUCACAGGCAUCGAUUACUCGGCUGCGGAGGCAUUCAGCCGCCUGAACAGAGUUUUUAGUCGAAAGGGUGUUAUCCUGGUCAUGAGCGGCGUCGAUCCAGAGGGCCCAUUAGGCAUGAGUCUCCGCGCAGUUGGUCUUGGCCGAGACGAUGAUAGCAAUGAAGUCAGGAUGUUUGCGGAUCUCAAUUCAGCAUUGGAGAGCUGUGAGAACGAUCUUUUGAGAUCUUUCUAUGCGAGUAAAGAAGAACGAAUCGGCCGCAACCCUCCUGCCGACCAUCUCGAUGUUCCAGGUCGAGGUCGGUCGCGUUCGCACACGAUUGAUACCCAAUUCAGCUCACCACGGCGCAACCAGCUUCUUCAAGCUGCGGCCACAACCCUCGAUGAGAAUCCUAUGGAGUCACGCUACCAGAAUUUCAAGCAGCCUCUACGUCUCAUCCUCCAGACAUUCCAAGGUCUGACAGACAAGAACGAGGACUUCUGGUUUCGUGCCGUCCCAUAUUUCGUCAAGAAGCAAUAUCUCGCCGGGACAAUUCUAUACCGUCGUGGCGAAGCAGCCAAAGGAUUCUACCUCCUCGAGGACGGUAUACUUCGAGCUGAUUACGACCUACCACAAGGCCGUUACUUUGAGAGCAUAGUUGCGGGAACAACCUGUGGGGAACUUCCCUUCUUCUCUGAAACGGACCGCACCGCAACAGUGCAAGCGGAGCGCGACUGCGUAGCGUGGCUGUUGGAUCGCGGAAACUGGGAGAGGCUCCAGGAGGAAGAACCAGAUGUGGCGCAAGAACUUCUUCGGAUCUCUCUCAAGCUUACGAGCGAAAGAAUGAGUGCAAUUACAUCGUAUGUAUUGACAACUGUGGGAUAG
Amorphotheca resinae ATCC 22711 is the source of this 3177-nucleotide messenger RNA. RefSeq lists its product as hypothetical. The coding region runs from base 1 to 3177 and encodes 1058 amino acids. The record is from RefSeq and is a predicted model, not a curated record. NCBI's taxonomy places the organism in Eukaryota, Fungi, Ascomycota, Leotiomycetes, Helotiales, Amorphothecaceae. The transcript has 6 exons. Gene Ontology annotation, cellular component: membrane.